AGUUUAACACCAGCCUGACCCGCUCCGUGGUCACGUCAGAUGUAGGGUGUGUUAUCUAUAUCAACCUGAAAGUUUAUUCUCAUUUUGAUCUCAAAAUUGAUCUCAACAGUUUUCAACAGUUUUUCACUUAAAAGAGAUUGUACCUGAUUUAGCUGUUAAAUCAUUCUGUAAUAGACCUACAUGUACCGCGAAACCGAAAGUGAAAGUAGAUCUUUCAGUCUCUGGAGAGUUUUUCUUGGUGAGCAGCCUACUUUUAUGAAGCUGUGAGAGGGAUUGUCAGAUCUGUGUGGAGUCCAAAUGUGUGGCAUUUAGGGAGGUUCUGAGAGAUCCAAUCUAUAUAACCUGUGGACACAGUUUCUGCAGACUUAUUAUCUGUUAUUGGGAGAAGUUGAGACGAGCAAAUUACUUUGAUUUGUCCUCAUUGCAAAAACAGAUCCAGAACACAUUCUGUUUUAAAAACAGUCAUGGAAGCUUCCAGUUCUGCUGACUCUAACAUACAAGCAGCCCUACAGGAGAAGACUGGAGACCUGCAGAAUGCAGUAGAUGAUAAACUUCAGAGAAUCAGAAACAAGCACAAAGCCAGAAUGAAGAACAAGUACGAGAGAUUAUUUGAGGGAAUGAAACUCCAAGAGAAUGAAACCCUCCUCAACAGGAUCUACACACAGCUUUAUAUCAUAGAAGGUGAGAGUGAUGGAGUGAAUGAAGAACAUGAGGUUUUACAGAUGGAGAAAACAGCCAGAACACAACUUGCACAAGAUACUUCCAUCUACUGCAAUGACAUCUUUAAAGCCUCAUCUGAACCAGGAUGUGAGGAGAAAGACCAAAUCAAGACUGUUAUAACUAAAGGCAUCGCUGGAAUCGGAAAAACCAUCUCUGUGCAAAAGUUCAUUCUGGACUGGGCCGAGGGAAAAGCCAAUCAGGAUGUAGAUUUCAUGUUUUUGCUUCCAUUUCGAGAGCUGAACUUGAUUCAAGAUCAUCAAUAUAGUCUUCAUAGACUUCUGCUGGACUUUUAUCCUGAACUUCAAGAUUUGGACUCAAAGACUUACGAGGAGUGUAAAGUUGUGUUCAUCUUUGAUGGUUUGGAUGAAAGCAGAAUCACACUGAUGUUUUCAGACGCUCAGAAAGUUUGUGAUGUGACUGAGACUUCAUCAGUGGGUGUGUUGAUGUCAAAGCUCAUAAAAGGAGAGCUGCUUCCUUCUGCUUUCAUCUGGAUCACCUCCAGACCAGCAGCAGCCAAUCAGAUCCCCUCCAAAUACAUCAGCCGUCUGACAGAAAUUCAGGGAUUCAAUGAGUAUCAAAAGGAAGAAUAUUUCAGAAAGAGAAUCACUGACCAGCAUCAAGCCAACAGGAUCAUUUCACACAUUAGAAAAGCAAGAAGCCUCCAUAUCAUGUGCCACAUCCCCGUCUUCUGCUGGAUCUCAUCCACUGUGCUUCAGAAGCUCCUGGAAGAAGAUCUGAGUGCAGAAAUCCCUCAAACUCUGACUGAAAUGUACAUCCACUUCCUGUUGAAUCAGAUCAACACGAGAAACCAGAAAUAUGAAGACAGAGAUCCAGAGAAACUCCUGCAAUCCAACAGAGAAGUGAUUGUGAAACUUGCUGAAGUGGCUUUCAAACAGCUGAUGAAGAGCAAUGUGAUGUUCUAUGAGGAGGACCUGAGAGAAUGUGGCAUGGACGUCACUGACGCCUCGGUGUAUUCUGGGAUUUGCACUGAGAUCUUUAAGCAGGAAUCUAUUAUUCAUCAGAGGAAAGUGUACAGCUUCAUUCAUCUGAGCAUUCAGGAGUUUCUUGCUGCUUUUCAUGUGUUUUACUGCUACUUAAGCUGUACAAUGGAGACCCUUAAGGUUUUUGAUUCAAUGCAUUAUCUGCAUAAAGGAGCAAUAGAUAAAGCCAUUGGGAGUGAGAAUGGACAUCUGGAUCUGUUCCUGCGGUUCCUGCUGGGCAUCUCACUGCAGUCGAAUCAGAGACUCUUACAGGAUCUACUGACACACACAGAGAACAGCUCAGAGAGCAUCAGGAGAACUUCACAGUACAUUAAAGAGAAGAUCAAAGAUGGGCAUGGACUCUCCACUGAAAGAUCUAUCAAUCUGUUCCUCUGCCUUCUGGAAGUUAAAGAUCAGAGUCUGUCCAGAGAGAUUCAGGAGUUUGUGAAAUCAAACAAACACUCAGAGAAGAAGCUCUCUCCUGCUCAAUGCUCAACAAUUGCCUACAUGCUUCAGAUGUCAGAGGAGGCACUGGAUGAGUUUGAUCUGAAGAGAUACAACACAUCAGAUGAGGGUAGAAAAAGACUGAUACCAGCUGCAAGCAACUGCACAAAAGCUCUAUUUGCUGACUGUAGAGUCACUGCUCAGAACUGUGAGAGUUUAUCAUCAGCUCUUCAGUUCUCAAACACUGCACUGAGAGAGCUGGACCUGACUAAUAAUGACCUACAGGAUUCAGGAGUGAAGCUGCUAUUUGAUGGAUUAAAGAGUCCAAACUGUCAGCUGCAGAUACUAAGAUUACCCAGCUGCAAUCUCACUGGUCAGUCCUGUGAAAUUGUGUCAUCAGAUCUACAAUCAUCUAACUGUGCCCUGAGAGAACUGGACUUGAGUAACAAUGACCUGCUGGAUUUAGGAGUGAAGCUGCUCUCUGAUGGACUAAAGAGUCCAAACUGUCAUCUGCAGAUACUGAGGUUGUCUGGCUGUAUGGUGACAGAGGAAGGCUGUGGUUUUGUGUCUUCAGCUCUGAGUUCAAACCCCUCACACCUGAGAGAGUUGGAUCUGAGCUACAAUCACCCAGGACAAUCAGGAGUCCAGCGACUCCGUGACAAACUGAACGAUCCAAACUGCUUACUGCAGACACUCAAUGUGGACCAUGGAGCAGCGUUCAGGAUUACAGCAGGACUAUGGAAGUAUGCCUGUGAUCUCACACUUGACCCAAACACAGCACACACUCAAGUCAUCAUAUCUGAGGACAAGAAGAUGGCAAAGCACGUGAAAGACCAUCAAUCAUAUCCUGAUCAUCCAGAGAGAUUUGAAUGUCUUCAGGUUCUUUGUGGAGAGAGUCUGAGUGGACGCUGUUACUGGGAGGCAGAAUGGAUUGGGACGGGGACAGAAAUAUCAGUGUCAUAUAAAGGAAUCAGCAGGAAAGGAGGAAGUGACUGUAUGUUUGGAUUCAAUCAAAAGUCUUGGAAUCUGAGUGGCUUUUAUAAACGUUUUAUUGCCUGUCACAAUAAUAACAGCACUGAUAUACCUGCCCCUUCAUUUUCAUCUAAUAGAGUAGGAGUGUAUCUGGACUGGUCUGCUGGUACUCUGUCCUUCUACAGCGUCUCUGACACACACACACUCACACACAUACACACAUUCAACACCACGUUUACUGAACCCGUCUAUGCUGGGUUCGGGGUUUAUUAUGACUCAUCAGUGUCUCUGUGUCACAAGGUACAACAAGGAUGUCAAACAUAAAAAUAUGUAUGAAAAAAAGUAUUGACAACAUAUUUAUAACAUUCUUAGAAAAGGUAUUUAAAGAAGACACUUUCUUACUCCAAGACCCCUUGGGGAUGUCUUAGUGUUUUAAUGAAAAUGUAAUGUUUAAUUAUUGCACAGAAAUUAUGUUACUUUCCACAGUUUUGUACAUAAUCUCUGAAAACGUAAGUGUUGUACAUGCUGUUUUCUGAAGGAAUUAACAGGCAGCCACUGAAAAACUGACAGUAAAUCAUCUUUGUCACUUUACAAGAAAAGUAUGUCAGAAAUGAAUGUGGGAUUCCGUUAUUUUGCCUUAAAAAUUCAAGAUAUGGUUGUAAAAAAUGCCACCUUUAUGAGUUCUUGUUUGUAUAUCUAUGUGUAUAUAUUUGUG
Messenger RNA from Carassius auratus (goldfish), 3831 nucleotides. Its product is annotated as NACHT, LRR and PYD domains-containing protein 12-like. The record is from RefSeq and is a predicted model, not a curated record. Gene Ontology annotation, molecular function: protein binding. Bases 465 to 3440 code for a protein of 991 amino acids. Lineage: Eukaryota; Metazoa; Chordata; Actinopteri; Cypriniformes; Cyprinidae. The transcript is spliced from 7 exons.